Cephus cinctus (wheat stem sawfly) is the source of this 2415-nucleotide messenger RNA. RefSeq names its product protein hairy (gene dpn). Gene Ontology annotation, cellular component: nucleus. The record is from RefSeq and is a predicted model, not a curated record. Gene Ontology annotation, biological process: anterior/posterior pattern specification; regulation of transcription by RNA polymerase II; regulation of neurogenesis. The transcript has 3 exons. The coding region runs from base 249 to 1631 and encodes 460 amino acids. Lineage: Eukaryota; Metazoa; Arthropoda; Insecta; Hymenoptera; Cephidae. Gene Ontology annotation, molecular function: DNA-binding transcription factor activity, RNA polymerase II-specific; protein dimerization activity; RNA polymerase II cis-regulatory region sequence-specific DNA binding.
CUGAAACACUGACAGUGCACACCCCAUGGACAUAAUAAAUAGAAUAAGUGUUUUGUGUGAAAUUUUGUGAUUUUUUUAAAUGCGUGUACGUGUGUGAGUGUCUGUGUUUUUUUAAAUAUAUAUAUAUAUAUAUGCUCAUUCGAAAAAAAGAGAACAAAAUAAGAAUACCAGUGUAUUUUAUUGGUGUCAUUACAAUAAUCACUGAAUAUUUGUACUUCGGCACGCGUUGUUACAAUUCUUUUUUUUAAAUGGUGGAUUACUACAAUUACAAGAUGUCAGGAAGCGAGGAGGAGUUCGAGUCUCAAACCCAAUCAGGGAUGAGCAAGGCCGAACUUAGAAGGAGCAACAAGCCAAUAAUGGAAAAACGAAGGCGCGCGAGAAUAAAUCAAUGUCUGGACGAGCUCAAGGGACUCAUUCUUGAAGCAAUGAAAAAAGACCCUGCUCGUCAUUCAAAAUUGGAAAAAGCUGAUAUACUGGAAAUGACAGUGAAGCAUCUCCAAACGGUUCAGCGUCAACAAUUGAGCACAGCUGUCGCAACAGACCCUGCAGUAUUGACAAAAUUUCGAACGGGUUUUUCCGAAUGCGCAACGGAAGUAUCACGUUACGUCAGUCACCUCGAGAACGUCGAACCGGCCGUAAAGCAGAGACUUGUCUCUCAUCUCAAUAAUUGCGUGACGAAUUUACAACAAAUGGCGCCGUUCUACAGUCAUUACGUGCCAUACAUGCCGGAGAGGCUCUAUCCAGAAGUUAAGGUCGGUUUUCAGAGCGAUUUUCAAAGUGGCGACGAGAAUAACAAUGGCAGCGCACGAAUACAAAUACCGAGCGGUGUACAACUAAUACCAAGCAGACUUCCAACUGGAGAAUUGGCGCUCCUGGUACCACAGUCAGCUGGAAUCGCUGCCAACUUUCCAUUCUUUCCACCAGCUGGGGAAUCCACGUCGAGAAUUGGACAGUCCUCUGCCUUUACUGCUGUUCAUCACAGAUCUCACAGUCCUCUGCUGAGUCCAUCCACCUCGACCUCGAGCUUCGGGGAGGAAAGUCAUCACUCGGAGCAGUGUCAUCAUUCGGCUCAUUCGCCAAACAAUCAUCGCUUCAAAGUACCAGAACCGAGCCCGGCGUCAUCCAAGAGCUUCUCCUCGCCUGAAACGCAGAAGCCACAGAUCAGCUCCAGCAGUGAUCGUAAAUCGCCUGAACCAAAAAAUGAUCUCAUCGGGCGUGGAAUAUCAGCACAGAAUCCUGUUCCUGAAUCAACCAAGGCUGGCAAUGCUCCAUCAUCCUCGUUGCAAAACCUCAGGCAACCCUUAUCCGUUAUCACUGAUAAGACUUACAAUAGAUCAGCUAUGUUCCCCAAGAAGGAAGGACUUAAGCGACACCAUUCGGACGGACUUCUAGUAAUUUCGGAUAAGAGACCCAAAUGUUAUGAGGCUUCCAGUUCCGGUACUGUGGCCAGUGCUUCCACUUCCGCUAUGUCAAAAUCUAUGGACGAACGAUCUGUCUCUGUUGAGGAUUUUUCGGGAAGAAGAGCAGCCUCGUUUGGUAUGUCAAAUACUAAUGGAGAUUCUGGACAAUCUUCCAAUGCUGGUGCUGCUGGACCUUCUGGUACUAAUGGAGACAUGUGGAGACCUUGGUAAGAACGAUAUGAAGAAAAGGGACCAGUAUGCGGAUAGGAAAGUAUUGGAAGAUGAAGCAAGUGAAGAAAAUCAAAGAAGACGGAAUGAAGAGGACGUAAAUUUUUCUAAAUGAGAAAAUUAAAGACUGUUUGUUAUUUUAUAAUUUAGUAUUACGAGUAUUGGCAAGAGCGAGUGCCAUUUUUUAAUUUUUUUUUACGUUGUUCGAGUUAUUGUACCUUAUUAAAUAUUAUGUUUUGCGUAUGAUUUUUUUAGUUUAAUUUGCCAAUUCUUUAUACAAUUUUUGAUCGUUAAGUACUCGAUUGUUUUGCGAUUGUUAUGCUAAACUUUUAUAAGAGAUUAGAGGUAAAAAACAAAAUAUCGAGGUAAGAGGUUUUAUCUCGAUGAAAAAAAGUUCAUAUCGUUUUAGCAAGAUUUCAUGUAUUUAUUUAAAAAAUUUGAUAUUUCUUAAGAAACACAAAAGAAGGGUAGUGCGCAUGCUCACACAAUUCUGAUAGAAACUCUGUACCAAAAAUCCUCAAAAUCCUACGUUUAAUCACUAUACGAAUUAAAUAUUCUUUUAACACGUAAGGAAUGAGAAUUCUAAGCUUUAAAGUUACUAAUUCUUCCUGUAGAAGUAAUCGCGUAAAUUGUAAAUACCACUGUAAAUAAUCAUUCACGUAAUUUAAUACACCAAUUAAUGAUACGAUAAAUACUACGCGUAAUUUCUCAACUUUCCAGGUGAUCGAAAUCGGUCAGUACUCGUAAAACCAUAGUAGUAUUAUGUUUUUGUGAUAAAUAUUGUGUA